AUGAAUCCUAUGUCCCAUCUCUAUUACAAAAAAUCCAGUUACUCUCCAUAUCGGGACCGGAUCCCUCUGCACAUCGUCCGGGCGGAGGUGGAGCUCUCUCAGGAGGAACGGUCAUUCCUGUCGGCUGUAGAGAAGGGAGACUAUGCCGGGGUCAAGCAUGCGCUACAGGAAGCAGAGGUAUAUUACAACAUAGAUGUAAACUGUGUGGAUCCACUGGGCCGCAGUGCCCUGCUUAUUGCCAUAGAAAAUGAGAACCUGGAGGUGAUGGAGCUGCUGUUGGACCACGGAGUGAACACUGGAGACGCUCUGCUCUAUGCCAUUCGCAAAGAAGUGGUGGGAGCGGUGGAGUUGCUGUUAUCUCACAGAAGACCAAGCGGAGAAAAACAGGUACCCUCUUUAAUGAUGGAUGCCCAGUUUUCAGAGUUCACGCCUGACAUCACUCCCAUCAUGCUUGCUGCCCACACUAACAAUUAUGAGAUCAUUAAGCUGUUGGUCCAGCACAAAGUCACCAUUCCCAGACCACACCAGAUCCGCUGUGACUGUGUGGAGUGUGUGUCCAGCUCUGAGGUGGACAGCCUGCGUCACUCCCGUUCCCGCCUCAACAUCUACAAAGCCUUGGCCAGUCCGUCACUCAUUGCCCUCUCCAGUGAGGACCCCAUCCUCACUGCUUUUAGACUGGGCUGGGAAUUGAAGGAGCUCAGCAAAGUGGAGAAUGAAUUCCGUCAAGAGUAUGAGGAGCUUUCACAACAGUGUAAACGCUUUGCCAAAGAUCUUCUGGACCAGGCGCGAAGCUCCCGUGAACUGGAAACCAUCCUCAACCACCGUGAUGACCAGAGCGAGGAACUGGAUCCGCGAGAGUGCCGAGACCUGGCCAAGCUUAAAUUGGCCAUGAAGUAUCACCAGAAGGAGUUUGUGGCUCAGCCAAACUGUCAGCAGCUGUUGGCAACACUCUGGUACGAUGGCUUUCCAGGAUGGCGCCGUCGGCACUGGGCCGUCAAACUGGUCAUGUGCAUCAUCAUCGGCCUUCUCUUCCCUGUCUAUUCAAUUGUCUACCUGCUGGCUCCCAAAAGCUCAUUGGGCCUCUUCAUUAAGAAGCCCUUCAUCAAAUUCAUUUGCCAUACUGCCUCUUACCUCACCUUCCUCUUCCUCCUACUCCUCGCCUCCCAGCACAUCGCACGCACCAACCUCCACAUGCAAGGUCCACCGCCUACUGUAGUGGAGUGGAUGAUACUGCCCUGGGUGCUAGGGUUUAUCUGGGCUGAAAUUAAGGAGAUGUGGGAUGGAGGUUUCACCGAGUAUGUACAUGACUGGUGGAAUCUAAUGGACUUCGCUAUGAACUCUCUUUACUUAGCUACCAUCUCUCUAAAGAUUGUCGCGUAUGUCAAGUAUAACAGUUCUCGUCCACGUGAGGAAUGGGAAAUGUGGCAUCCGACACUGAUGGCAGAGGCCUUAUUUGCCAUCGCGAACAUCUUCAGCUCCCUGCGGCUCAUCUCUCUCUUCACCGCCAACUCUCACCUGGGCCCACUGCAGAUAUCUUUGGGUCGCAUGCUGCUGGACAUCCUCAAGUUCCUCUUCAUUUACUGCCUGGUGCUGCUGGCCUUCGCCAACGGCCUCAACCAGCUCUACUUCUACUACGAGACGCAGGCUGCGGAUGAGCCUAACCAUUGCAAGGGGAUCCGCUGUGAGAAACAGAACAACGCCUUCUCCACGUUAUUUGAGACUCUUCAGUCUCUGUUUUGGUCCAUAUUUGGCCUGCUGAAUCUUUAUGUCACCAAUGUGAAGGCGAGGCAUGAGUUCACAGAGUUUGUUGGAGCCACCAUGUUUGGCACCUACAACGUUAUUUCACUGGUAGUGCUCCUCAACAUGCUUAUUGCCAUGAUGAACAACUCAUACCAGCUUAUUGCCGACCAUGCAGACAUUGAAUGGAAGUUUGCCAGGACUAAGCUCUGGAUGAGUUAUUUUGAUGAGGGUGGCACACUUCCACCGCCUUUCAACAUCGUCCCCAGCCCAAAGUCAGCCUGGUACCUCUGCCUCUGGCUGCACAGAUGGCUAUGCAGGAGAGGCGACACUCCACAUGAUGAGAAACAUGAGAAUCUCAAGGACUUAACAGAAAAGCAUGCUGACAGGAUUAUUCAGAAUAAACACUAUCAGGAGGUGAUUCGUAAUCUAGUGAAGAGGUAUGUAGCAGCUAUGAUCCGCAGUGCAAAGACAAAUGAGGGCUUGACGGAGGAGAACUUUAAGGAGCUGAAGCAGGACAUCUCUAGUUUUCGGUAUGAAGUCAUGGACCUUCUUGGGAACCGAAAGCCACCACGACGUACUUACUCUUCAAGUAGUGAGGCUACACUUCGCGAUGAGGCCUGCGAUGAUGGCGAUGCCCCAAAUAACCGCUGCCGUGGUGACAGUGAUAGCAGCAGAGGCAAAGCUUUUAAAGCAGCUUCAUCUGCAGGCUCCCCAUAUGGAGUCUCUGCUCUCUUUCACUCCCUUUCUGCAAUGGAGUUUCCCACAUCAGCGACAGCAAUAAGUACAUACAACAGGGAGGACAGACCAAAGAUCAAUGGGCUGAGGAAAAACCCCUCACCCUGCUCUUCCACUUCCUCAGUGACUGCGGCUGGGCCUGCAGUCUCGAGAACGUGGAGCAGGUUUACACGCUUUUCUGGUUCUAAGAAGAACUCCUUCAGACGUCUGGGGCUGUUGUUCUCCCGCAUGGGCAGUCACCUUCCCCAGCCUGCUGGUGUUAGUUCUGCCACAUACACUAUCUCAGAUGGACUGCUCCACCCACCAGGAGCCUGGAGUGACCUGGGCAUCUCUCGUGGCGAUGGUCCGGUCACCCGCAACGAGAGCAACCUCAAUCAUGCAGAUACACCCACCACCACCACCGACUGUGGCAGCGCUCCUAGGAUAACAAACAGACAGAGAACCAACGGGAGAGACAUUCUGUUGACUUUAGGGCCCCUGGCUGCGCCCCCUUCCCUGCACUGUGCUUCCAGUUUCUCUGCCUCCAGUUCUCACCUCCUGGACUCGAAUGAGGAUGUGUUUCAGGGAUUAGUCGGGCCUUGUGAUGGACACACGCCAGACCCAGCCCACCGUGAGGUGGAGCAAGAUGACUCAGUGACCACACAGCUAUAGUAUUGCAAGCAUGCACUGUGGUGACAGCACUUUAACUACAACAAUAAUAUUUGAUGAUACCAAUAACAGUGACAUUUCUAUUAAUGACAAACACUUUUUUAUUUGAACUGAUGGAAAUAUUUUUUCAUUUUCAGUAAGAUUUGAGCCAAAACAAAAGCAGGUUAUACACAAAGACAUUUUGAAUACUUGUGGCUUGUUGACAAGUGAAUACAUUUUUAGUAAUCUGCAUUAUUCUUAUAUCAAGUAUUAAUAGCUUGCUGAUUUUAAAGAUUAAACAGUUUAAGAUAACAGAGGGGACUAAGAGUGUUAUAGCCAGCAGACUUUAAACUGUUAACAAUAACUGUAUGAGCAACCCCUGUCCUAUCACAGCACUUCUUGCAAGUAAUAAAGCACUGAAUGUUACUUUAA
This is a messenger RNA of Colossoma macropomum (tambaqui), 3534 nucleotides long. It is a transcript of the gene trpc5a, whose product is annotated as transient receptor potential cation channel, subfamily C, member 5a. The transcript has 10 exons. Gene Ontology annotation, biological process: calcium ion transmembrane transport; manganese ion transport; regulation of cytosolic calcium ion concentration. NCBI's taxonomy places the organism in Eukaryota, Metazoa, Chordata, Actinopteri, Characiformes, Serrasalmidae. Bases 1 to 3126 code for a protein of 1041 amino acids. The record is from RefSeq and is a predicted model, not a curated record. Gene Ontology annotation, molecular function: protein binding; store-operated calcium channel activity; inositol 1,4,5 trisphosphate binding. Gene Ontology annotation, cellular component: membrane; cation channel complex.